AUGAUCGUUCUAGCGCUUGUUGCAAGUGGAUCUACCAUCCUCAGCGAGACGCAUGAUGAAGCACAUGCUCGAUUUUUAACCGCUGCAGAGACCGUUCUUACUCGUAUUCCACCUAAUGCUACAAGAUUAAGCUACUCCUACGAGAAUUGGCUUUUCCACUAUGUUCAAGAAGAUGGAAUAGUGUACCUAUGUACAGCAGACGGAGAGAUGGGAAGACGACUACCGUUUGCAUUCUUGUCAGAAGUUCAGAAAAAGUUCACAAGCACAUUCGAUGCCACUCUACUCGAAGAUCCUCAACCGGCCGACUUUGCUUCAUUCACAUCUACUUUGUCGUCCACCUUGAAUCGUUUCAAUACACAACCACAAAGUGAUCCUGUCAAAGCUGCACAAGCAGAAUUAGCAGGAGUGAAAGAUAUUAUGACGCAAAAUGUAGAACAAAUCCUAAAUCGUGGUGAACGUUUAGAUCUUUUGAUGAAUCGUACCGAUCAAGCAGCAAAUCAAAGUAUGGCUUUUAGAAGAAGAGCUGUUGGUUUGCGUAGACAGAUGUGGUACAAGAAUGCAAAGGUUGCCGGAAUGGCUGUAUUUUGUGUUGUGGUGAGUGCUCAAUCAUGUCUCCAUUGA
Messenger RNA from Meira miltonrushii, 621 nucleotides. RefSeq names its product snare-like protein. The record is from RefSeq and is a predicted model, not a curated record. The transcript is spliced from 2 exons. Gene Ontology annotation, biological process: vesicle-mediated transport. Gene Ontology annotation, cellular component: membrane. Lineage: Eukaryota; Fungi; Basidiomycota; Exobasidiomycetes; Exobasidiales; Brachybasidiaceae. Bases 1 to 621 code for a protein of 206 amino acids.